Molecule: messenger RNA, 1173 nt
Organism: Sinocyclocheilus anshuiensis
Lineage: Eukaryota; Metazoa; Chordata; Actinopteri; Cypriniformes; Cyprinidae
Product: syntaxin-11-like
Exons: 3
Coding region: 171-1046 (291 amino acids)
Biological process (GO): intracellular protein transport; synaptic vesicle fusion to presynaptic active zone membrane; exocytosis
Cellular component (GO): plasma membrane; endomembrane system; presynaptic active zone membrane
Molecular function (GO): SNARE binding; SNAP receptor activity
Source: RefSeq, a predicted model, not a curated record
GUGGUUUUUAUUUUUGAUAAUAGCGUGAUUUUCGUAACCUGCAAAACGGAUUUUGCAAGGAAUGCACAGAGAAGGUCAUAAUUUGAGGUUUUUAGUGACACAAGUGUACUUUUCCACAAGUCGGACGUUUUGACGUGUGGGUUACGUCUAACAAGUCCAAUAUUUCAGUCAUGAGGGACAGACUUGGACAUCUCCAGGCAGUAUCACUGUCUAAUGGCACUGCAACAGAACAUGAAACUGCCCAAGCGCUCUCUCCAUCAGAAAACACAGACUAUGAUGACCCUCCUCAGGACCUCAGCACCAACCCUGACAUGGAAGCUGUCUUUGAUGAGGCACAGGAGGCUCGUCGUCAGAUUCAGUACAUCCACCUGGAAGUAAAGCGUCUCAGGGAGCGAAACUCACAUAUUUUUACAGGCACGGUCUGCUCUAGUGCUUCUAAUACCUGUGACUCUAAUGCUAUUGCAGCUGACAUCAAAACACGUGGACAGGAGAUGCUCGUGCACCUUCGCAAGAUGGAUUCCCACAGGAAAGAGUUAGAGGAAAAGUAUGGCGUCAAUUCACCCAUGACGAGAAUCGCCCGAACACAGUACGCCAGCAUAAGCAACAGUUUCCGUGAUGCCAUGGUGGAGUACAAUGACGCUGAGAUGAGCCAUAGGGAGUCCUGCAAGGCGUAUAUUCAACGGCAGAUGGAGAUUGUGGGCCGAGAGGUCACAGGUGACCAGAUCGAAGAGAUGUUGGAGAGCGGUCAGUGGAACGUCUUCAGUGAGAACAUGGUUUCAGAAGGUAAAACGGCACGGUCUGCACUCAUCCAGAUCGAGAGCCGACAUACAGAACUGCUACAGCUAGAGAGACGCAUUCAGAGCCUUCAUGAGGUUUUUCUGGAUGUGGCCAUGUUGGUAGAAGAGCAGAGUUCAAUGAUAGACUACAUUCACACCAAUGUUCAGUCAACUGAGGUGGAGGUCAGGGAUGUCCUUGUGAAGCUGGAGCGAGCCAAGAGACAUGACAGGAACAAUCCGUUUAAGAAAAUGUUCUUCUGGAAACGAUGACAUGGGCACAGAUAUCACAAUGUCAAAAAUGCAUACUAAGUGAUUCAGGUUUUUUUGUUUAUGUUAGUUUUUAUAUUCCUAUUCCUUAUUUAGGCAAAUUUAUAUUCAUCUUCUGAAGAAAAAUAAA